Molecule: messenger RNA, 1984 nt
Organism: Labeo rohita (rohu)
Lineage: Eukaryota; Metazoa; Chordata; Actinopteri; Cypriniformes; Cyprinidae
Product: zinc finger protein ZFP2-like
Exons: 4
Coding region: 63-1829 (588 amino acids)
Biological process (GO): regulation of transcription by RNA polymerase II
Cellular component (GO): transcription regulator complex; PcG protein complex
Molecular function (GO): RNA polymerase II cis-regulatory region sequence-specific DNA binding; DNA-binding transcription factor activity, RNA polymerase II-specific
Source: RefSeq, a predicted model, not a curated record
GACGCUACUUUGUCGACCGCUAAAACCACUGAAGAAACAAAGAAGACUAGCGCACUCAGACCAUGUUAAGCAUGAAAGCGCAGGUGGAUGUGAUCUGCUGUAAAUCAGUAGGAACUGAUCUGUCCAUGCUGGAUAUUGAGGAUUUCAUCACAGAAAUCUGUCAGCUGAAGAAAGAGGUGGCGUCACUGGAGGCAAAGCUGAGAGAAAGAGGAGACAAACUGAACAGAGAGGAUGUGGAGAAGGUUUCAGCGCGUGUGACUGAUGGGACAGAAGCUCAGGAUUCAGUCUGGAGCGUCAGAGAUCAGAGAUCCAGAGACACACGGGACUCAGAGCUCAGCCUCACUUUACUCUGUUUUACUGACGCUCAGGAUCAUGAAUCCACUGAUCAAACCAUUGACUGUAAAGCUGAAGAACAGGAGAUACUGGUGACGCCGCUGAAGAUGUGCUCCGUCAAACUGGUGGACUGCAGGAACCUGAUAGAGAGCAGAGUAGAAGAAACCACUGCAAAAGAGGAACAACAGAGUGAUGAGGAGGAUGAAGAUCAGAAAGAUGAUGUUGAUCAGAAUGAGAAUAAGGAUGAGGAUGAAGAUUGGAAUGAUGAUGAUGAUGAUCAGAAUGAGGUUGAGGAUGAUGAAGAUCAGAAUGAUGUUGAUGACGAUGACUUUGUUCCUUCAGAUGACAGCGCUGGUUCAUCUGAUGGAGAAACUGAAUCUACACCCAAAGAGCAAAGGACAGUGACUGACUGUGAAAAAACAUUCAGCAAACAGGGUAAUUUAAUGAGACGUCAGAGAAAACACACAGAACAGAAAGACUUCCCUUGCAACAUAUGCAACAUCAGCUUUCCUACCUUCAAAGAGAGAAGACUUCAUGCAAAAGAGCACAGCGUGAAGAAGGAGUUUCGCUGCGAACAGUGUGGGAAAGAUUUUUUCACCACUCCUUAUAAUAUGAAAGCUCAUAUAAAGACACACGAAGAAAAGUUAUUCCAGUGCACCGAAUGUAACAAGUUUUUCCGGAACAAUCGAGAUCUUUCAAGUCAUAAGAGGACCCACACAGGUGAAAAGCCGUACAAGUGCCCUCACUGUGAGAAGAGCUUCAGCCAAGGAUCUCAUCUGAAGAGACAUAUACUCACACACACCAAUGAGAAGCCGUACCAGUGCAGUGAAUGUGGAAAACCUUUUAGAAACUCAACGUCUCUAAAGGUACACCAAAAAAUGCACACUGAUGAAAAACCAUAUCAGUGCCCUCACUGCGAGAAGAGCUUCAAAUAUGGAAUCAGUCUGAAAAACCAUCUAUUAAUGCACAGCAAUGAGAGACUGUAUCUGUGCAGUCAAUGUGGGAAAACUUUUACAAACUCAGCUUCUCUAAAGUUACAUCAAAAAAUGCACUCAAAAAAUGAUGAAAAACCAUAUCAGUGUUCACACUGCGAGAAACGUUUCUAUCAUUCAACUCAUCGGAAAAGCCAUGAGAGGAUUCACACCGGAGAGAAACCGUACCUGUGUUCUGACUGUGGGAAGGGCUUUUCUAGUCCAUUUGCUUUCAAAGUUCAUCAGAGAAUUCACACGGGAGAAAGACCGUAUUCCUGUAGUGACUGCGGAAAGAGUUUUUAUAAGCAAAGUGACUUAAAAAUACACCAGAGGACUCAUACAAGAGAAAAACCUUUUAAAUGCUCACAUUGUGACAAGACAUUCGCUAUAUCAAGUUCCCUGAAGAUCCAUGAAAGAAUGCAUACAGGAGAGAAACCUUACUGCUGCUCCAUCUGUGGUGAGAGAUUCGCCUUUAAAUGGGGUUUUCAGACGCACCAGAAGAAACACGCUGCAGAAUUACCAUAGCUUCAUCAUUAUUCAGUAAUUAAUUUUAGGUUGUGUAAAAAAACACCUUGCUGUGUUGCACGCACAUUAUUUUAUGGUUGUAAAAAAAUAAAAAAAUGUCAGUGUAAUUGUGUAAUUAAAUUCCAGUGUAAUGCAAAUAAAAAAUGCAAGUAUGA